AUGCUGUUCCGAAUCAUCUCCAAAUCUGUUCAGAAACCCCAAAACUUUUGCGAACCCCCAUCCUCUCUCCUCACGAACGCAAUUGCUUCUCCUGGCCAACCCUCGCCAUCUCAAAAUCGACGCAAUUGGACACCUCUCAAUCGAUUUCUAAGGCUAUGGAGACAAAGCGCGCAGAAAUUCUUUAUGGAAGAUAUGUGCCGAAACUCAAGACCGCUCAAGUAUGAUGGUCCAGGUGCAGAUGCAAACGAUAUGGCGUCAUCAACGGCUCUGAUUUGUGAAACCGAGGCGUGGGAGGAAUCGAAGGGCCAUGUUGAAGGUAUUAGCAAGACUCAUUUGCGUGAUUCGAUGAGUGAUGCCGACAGAUGCCAAAAGAUGAUGGUAUUAUUCUCGGCAGCAGGCAACUGUAGAGACAAUGGACAAGCUUUUGAACUUGGCAAAGAAAAAAAUGAAAACUCCACAAGUGAAGACGGUUUGUUCGUCGGAUUGAACAAAGGACACAUCGUCAUCAGACGUGAAUUGGCUCCUCGUCCCAAUUCCCAAAGGGAAAACGAGCAAGAGGACACUUUUCGUCAGAGGCUUGAUAAGGGAAGUUGCUGGAUCACUGAGCUUCUCAAGGUUGGCAAAGACAAGAGGGCUCUUAAGGUUGCUAAGAGGAAGUUGGGUACUCACAAGAGAGCCAAGCGAAAGAGAGAGGAGAUGUCUGUUGUUCUCCGCAAGAUGAGGUCUGGUGGUGGAGUCUCUGAAAAGAAGAAGUAA
This is a messenger RNA of Microthlaspi erraticum, 756 nucleotides long. NCBI's taxonomy places the organism in Eukaryota, Viridiplantae, Streptophyta, Magnoliopsida, Brassicales, Brassicaceae. The record is from the annotation of a GenBank genome assembly.